Molecule: messenger RNA, 1539 nt
Organism: Australozyma saopauloensis
Lineage: Eukaryota; Fungi; Ascomycota; Pichiomycetes; Serinales; Metschnikowiaceae
Exons: 1
Coding region: 1-1539 (512 amino acids)
Source: RefSeq, a predicted model, not a curated record
AUGGCUACAGUUUCAAUUGCUAGAGAAGCCGCUGCAACCGCGCUUGCUUCAGGUUUAGAAUCUUCAGUGGCGGAAGUGUCUUCGUUUCAACGAGCUGAACGGGACACAAAGCCGAAAUAUUUGCUCAAUGCUGAUCUUAGGAACCGUUAUCGUCGUCCAGAAGCACAACUGACAUUGUACAAAACCGGAUAUGUUCCCAACAUCAACACCAAGGACACCACCCGAAUCACCAGAAGAGCACGUUUCACCACUCAAGACCAUUUGUUGACUUAUCCUGUUUACAAAAGUGCCUAUGAGAACUUUAGUGCAAAUCACCCUGCUAUGGUGAAGGUGACUGCUGGAGCCAUGAAGAGAGCAGAUUCCAUCCCACCCCUCCGGGUUACCUUGGACUUUAAGGAUAGAGCAACCAAGCGUGUUUUGAAGACCGCCGACAUCUGGGUUCCGGCUUUGAAAUCGACCGAGGUGAAGCACUUGAGACAGCCCUUUGACAGCCUGAUUCAUGCCGUGGACAGCGCAUUUCAGUAUGCUGUAAAGAACCCAACCUCAGAGGGACUCAGGAGAGUCAGAAGAGUAUUUGAGGUCCUGGGUAAUAAAAUUCAGAGCGUGGCGCUUCCGAUUUUACCUCAGAGGAUAAGACGUCAGUUGGAGAAGAACCCUCCAAUCAAUCCAGCCGUCCUGAAUGUCAUUUCGACUUCUACGGCCAAAGUCAAAGAGAUUCUGACGCAGCAAUUGUAUGAGGAGCAAUAUCAGCUUUUGAGUCGUAUUUUGCAGAAAGAUGCUUCUGUCGAGUGCAACUUGUGCGAUCUUGUGAAAUACCUCUUUGUCCGUAGUGGAAAAGAUGGCGAUCAAGGUAAAAAGUUACACGAGCUCAUUGCUGCUUGGGGCGCUGAUGCUGACAACAUUGUCAAUCCAGAUUGCAUAGUAUCCGCUGCUGCAGAAGCAACCAAGGAAUCAAGAAAAGUCUCGAGCACCAAAUCUAAAGAGUCAGUGGGAAAUCAGAGUGACAUUCAGAAAGACACGAAACGCAAGAGAUCCCGUGUUUCGAGUAGAAGUAGUAAGACAACUAAUAAGGCAGCUGAAAAAGUGGCCUCGGAGCAUUUGGAUCCCCAAAUGGAUAUCCUGGGCACAACCUUUACUGAUGCCACGGAUGACUCUCAGCAAAUUGAAAAGGGCUUGGAUGAAGUUUCGUCAUUUUUGAGUAUCUUUCUGCAAGAAUCUGUUCUGAGCGUGGCUAUGGACGACUCAGGAGUAUCCUCUAGAGAGAGUGAAAAACAGCAGAAGAGCGUGAGAUUCUCCGAAGCAGGGACGACAGCCAGUGUAGACCACAUUGAAGAGACAGCGACUAUUUCAACUCAAGGACAUGAGGUAGGUCUGGUUUCUUACGAAGAAGUAAGCUACUUAGCCCAGAUCGCCUCUAGAGACUUUGAUCCUCAAUCAAAAGACUUCAGUGAGUAUGCUUAUCAGAUCACCGAAUUGCUCCCCAAUGGUGAUAAUAGUAGCAGUCUCAUUUCCAGUGCUCUCUUCUCUAUACAAACAUAA